GCCUCCGAACUCUUACCAAUUCUGUCAAAAUGCUUUAUUGUUGCUGUUUUCAGGACAUGUUUUCCUUUCUGUGAUAUCUUGAUCUGUGUUUGUUUCCUUCGCUUGAGUUUUGGUGUUUGCUUGCUGAGAAAAGAAAAGGGAGGAAAGGAAGUGUUGAAUUUUGUGAUGUGGGGUUUUCUGGUUGCCAAGAAAAGUUAGAGACUCUCAUCAGCUUAAGGGUGGGUGUAGUUGUUUUUCUACCUUUUUCUCAGCAACCACCCAUAGGCGGUAGUGUUGGUGGUGGUUUUUAAUCUGCAGGUGGAGGUUUUGAUGUGAUUUGAAUUGGUAUCAAUCGACGAAGAGAAAUCAGAUCAAAAAAUGUUUGUUUGCCAGUUCAAGCUGAGAUGGGCUUUGAAUCAUAUCCGAACUGUCGUUGCUGAGUCUUUCUAAUUUUUUUUUUUUCCUUUACGUAUGUUUGGUUUCUGAGAAAAUUCAGGGAAAGAAAUGAAAUUACUGGGAAACAGAGAACCUCCCAGUCCUCGAACGGGUUUCCCACUAUGUGACUAUUCUUCGUAAUGCGAAAUGGUCCUUUGUGUCAAUGUGGAUCUGUUGCCCUGAUCUCCAAUUGACUUUUUCAUGCUUUGAAUAGCGUCUGAGCUCUCUAUAUUGACCAGCCGGUUAUCAAGUUGGAUUAAUCAACUAUACUGCAGAAUAGGAAACCAAUAAUACACUUUGACCGGUUUUUUUCUUUUCAGAUAUUGAUUUGCCAUUUUUGCAGUUCUGCCAAUGGCCUUGAUGCUUGAAUAGCGAGUGCAGCGAAGCCCAAAAGGAGAGAUGAAAGGCGAGUCAUCGGGACUGAUAAUCGGGAUUUCCAUAGGGUUGGUAAUUGGAGUGCUUUUGGCUAUAUUGGCCUUGUUCUGCUUUAGAUACCAUAGGAAGCGAUCACAGAUAGGGAAUAGCAGUUCCAGGAGGGCUGCAACCAUCCCUAUCCGAUCAAAUGGAGCUGAUUCUUGUACUAUAUUAUCGGACUCCACCAUCGGUCCGGAUUCACCCAAAGCAUCUGGACGGAACGGCAUGUCCUUUUGGCUAGAAGGAUUUAAGAGGAGUAACGUGGUUUCUGUUUCUGGGAUACCCGAGUACUCUUACAAGGAUCUGCAAAAAGCAACUUAUAAUUUUACAACAUUGAUAGGACAAGGUGCAUUUGGUCCUGUUUAUAAAGCUCAGAUGUCAACCGGUGAGACGGUUGCUGUUAAAGUGCUUGCAACUGACUCUAAGCAAGGGGAGAAGGAGUUCCAAACAGAGGUUCACUUACUGGGAAGGUUACAUCAUAGAAACCUCGUGAAUUUGGUUGGGUAUUGUGCCGAAAAGGGCCAGCAUAUGCUUAUAUAUGUCUACAUGAGUAAAGGCAGUUUGGCUUCUCAUUUGUAUGAUGGGAAGUAUGAGCCAUUGAGUUGGGAUUUGAGGAUUUACAUAGCUUUAGAUGUGGCAAGGGGCUUGGAGUAUCUUCAUGAUGGGGCUGUUCCUCCUGUCAUACACCGGGACAUCAAAUCAUCCAAUAUUCUAUUGGACCAGUCCAUGAGAGCAAGGGUUGCUGAUUUUGGGCUUUCGAGGGAAGAGAUGGUUAGCAAACAUGCAUCUAAUAUACGAGGAACUUUUGGAUAUCUUGAUCCUGAGUAUGUAUCAACAAGGGCCUUCACUAAGAAGAGUGAUGUUUACAGUUUUGGGGUAUUGCUUUUUGAACUUAUUGCUGGCCGGAAUCCUCAACAGGGGCUCAUGGAAUAUGUUGAGCUUGCAGCAAUGAAUACUGAGGGGAAAGUUGGAUGGGAGGAAAUUGUGGAUUCCCGUCUUGAUGGUAAAUUUGAUACGCAAGAACUCGAUGACAUGGCAGCUCUUGCAUACAAAUGUAUCAACCGUGUUCCAAAAAAGCGACCGUCCAUGAGGGAUAUAGUGCAAGUUUUGUCAAGGAUCCCAAAAAUGAGGCAUAGCAGGAAGCAUCAUACGCAAUCCUUGUCUAGCACAGCCAAUGACAUUGCCAUCGAUGUCGAUCAACCAGACAGUCACACUCCAGUCAGUGAACACAAGAGGGAGGAGUCCAUGGACAGCACUGCUGACACCUUUGAAGUUUAAGUGACAGUUUCUUUCAUUUUUUCAUUUUUUCUUUCCUUGUUUUUCAGUUUUGUUUGCUUUGUGACAGAAGGGUAGCAUAGCUGCUGUAGCUUGGAGUUCUGCUUGAGUGAGUGAGAAUUCAGUUCAGUUUCCCUUGUAACCAUCUCUUGUAACAUAAUACAUUCUCUAUCUCUUCCUUUUGCUAGAUUGACAGAUCCCAAAUUCUUGUAUAUUAAUACUAGAGAAAUGGAAGUGAAGGAAAAAUAGCCUUUCUUUCUUUCUGUACCCUUUUUCCUCCAUCUACAUGUUUAGCAGUGAUGGAUCCCAAAAAUAUUCCAUUUCAAUCAAA
Vitis riparia (riverbank grape) is the source of this 2434-nucleotide messenger RNA. Its product is annotated as calcium/calmodulin-regulated receptor-like kinase 1. The transcript has 7 exons. Bases 814 to 2106 code for a protein of 430 amino acids. Gene Ontology annotation, molecular function: ATP binding; protein kinase activity. The record is from RefSeq and is a predicted model, not a curated record. NCBI's taxonomy places the organism in Eukaryota, Viridiplantae, Streptophyta, Magnoliopsida, Vitales, Vitaceae. Gene Ontology annotation, biological process: protein phosphorylation.